Aspergillus heteromorphus CBS 117.55 is the source of this 2397-nucleotide messenger RNA. RefSeq lists its product as uncharacterized. Bases 1 to 2397 code for a protein of 798 amino acids. Gene Ontology annotation, molecular function: DNA binding; zinc ion binding; DNA-binding transcription factor activity, RNA polymerase II-specific. The record is from RefSeq and is a predicted model, not a curated record. The transcript is spliced from 4 exons. Gene Ontology annotation, cellular component: nucleus. NCBI's taxonomy places the organism in Eukaryota, Fungi, Ascomycota, Eurotiomycetes, Eurotiales, Aspergillaceae. Gene Ontology annotation, biological process: regulation of DNA-templated transcription; DNA-templated transcription.
AUGGCCACCCAUCGCCGAAAUGGCCAAUUAUCCUCCUGCGAGCCGUGCCGCAAGGGCAAGCUGCGCUGCGAUCACAAAACCCCCAUCUGCGGCCGUUGUGCCCGCCGCAACCAGGCCGUCCUGUGCAUCUAUCAUCCGGCGCCCAUGACCAAGUCCCGACCGCCGCCAUCCAGCAACUCUCUUUCUCUUCCCAAUUCGACCUUGAAAUCGCACAGCCAAACCCACGCCCAGAGGGCCCCCAAUGACCUCUCCCGUAAGCGCUCUAGAAAGCGCCAGAGUCUGGGCCCCAAUCCGCCCUCCGUCUCCGAGCCCUCCAAAUCCCCCAGCCAUGAGCCUGCUGCCACUGCCACUGCCACCGCCACUGCCAUUGCGACUGCUACUGCCGCCGUCGCUGCCUCCGUCGCCGACCCCUUUCCGGAUCCCUAUCUGGCCGACUGGACCAACGGCUCCGGCACGGAUCCCAGUCCCCCAGCAUGGCUAGGCCUGCCACCCGGGCACGGGCACCAUCCGCCGCACCAGGGUGUCUACCCGGGCUACGACCCAGGACUGACCUCCGUUCCCUUCGAGGAGGAGGGGACCGUCCUGCCGACCCUGGAGAACGCGCUACCAAUCGAUCCAGGACAGAUCGACCUGGGCGCGCAACUGCUGCUCCUCCUCGACGAUCUCCCCCUGUACCAGGCGAUCUGUGAAGCGCGGUAUGACUCCCUCUGUGACCCGUGGGUCUUCGGGGCGCAGUUCAUCCAGGAGCUGGUCGGCUCGAUCCAGCAAGUCUACCACCGCAGUCUCCAGGACCAACGAAAGGACAAGCAUCUUUGUCUGACCGAGCUGUCCCAGGAGAUCUUCAACAACAGUCGCACCCCCAUCGUGCUGCAUCCCGACAUGACCUUUGCGGAGUACGUGGCUGUUAUCGCCUCCCGCUGGGAGGGCAUCGGACUGCUCUUCGCGCUUACUGGCGUCUCGUCGCAUCAUAUCCGGGGCGAUCAUCCGCUUUUUCAGCCGCGUAAUGGGAAGCCUGCGCUUGAGAAGCUUCCUCUGCAGUCGCUUAUGGCGGCUACGGCGGGGACAUGUAUCCAGAUUUGCGAGAAUCUGGGCGUUAUGAGUGAGACGUUGGUGUGGUUGUUGUUCCAGCAGACGCUGCUGGCGAGUAUUGUUUGGGGGGUUGCUGGUAAGAUUGAUUCUUCUUCCACCGCAGAUCGGCGUGCGUACUACCGCGCGUGGAAGACUUUGGGGGAAGCCUCCACCCUGGCAUUAGCCUUGGGACUGCAUCAGCCAGACCCGGAGGACCGGAGUGCGCCGUUCUUUCUCAUCGAGCUGCGCAGAAGAACUAUGACCGCGGGGUAUAUCAUCGACAAGGAGCUGGCUAUGAUUCUUGGGCGUCCGCCCCGGAUAUCACGCCGUCAUUGCGAUCUCCAGCUACCUCUUGAUCUCAGCUACGCGGAGAUGACCGCAGACAGGCAAACGCGGGAUCUGGCCUGCAGCAAACUAGACGCCCAUGGAUGGAACACCGAGGGGCUCCUGUCCAAGGGCAUCCGGCCACGAGUCGGACAACUAAUCGCCAUGCUCCGGGAGAACGUGCUUGAAGUCACCUUGAGUCGUCAAAUGGAUACACUCCCGCAUCAGAUCGAAGAGUUAUGUCGCAAAAGCCGACAGAUGCGCGAAUCCCUCCCCGCAUUCCUGCAAAUGAAACCCUUCGAAAACAACACUCACGCCACCGAGCCCGUCCAUCUCUCGCCGCACCAAAUCACCGUCCAGCUCAUCCACAUCGACUUCCUCUACAACGACUUCCUCCUCCAUCACAUCCUCACCAAGCGUACCGGCAUCGCCUCCGACCAACUCAUCAAUAUCGCCUACGAGAUCCUCUCUACUAUCCUGGACCGUAUCGCUGACGUCGCGAAGCCGAAUCGCACUUUCCAUGCUAUCGUUCAUGUUGAAUAUCCUCUCUGCCACUAUGCCCUCCCCUGCGCGGGCGUCCUCGCCCUCGAACUUCUCCGCCACUCCCAACUCGCCAUCGACCCCGCCCUCUCAUCCACAUUUCCCCGCACAGACAUCAUUCAGAAACUGAGCAUCCUCGUCUUCUUCCUCGAGACGUACGUGCCCCCCGGAGAACCAAGCUACAAGAUCUCCCAGCAGGCGCGGAAAGCCAUCCAUCAUACUCUUAAUCAGGUUCUGGGGCCUCACGCUCACGGCCAUCUUCACGGCCAUCCUCAACCUACCAUGUCCGCUGGUGGUGGUAGUGGUCUGGAUGGCAGCCACGGUCCGAUCAUGGAUGACGCGGACGCGGACGCGGACGCAGACGCAGAUACGGAUAUGCUGCUGCCGUUAGAAAACGGGGCGGAUUUCAUGGCGUGGUUGGAGACGUUGGAUUGGGGGAUGGAUCCGUGGUUGAAUUUGACGUGA